AUGGCGUUCACCUUCGCCGCCUUCUGCUACAUGCUCACCCUGGUGCUGUGCGCCUCGCUCAUCUUCUUCGUCAUCUGGCAUAUCAUCGCUUUUGACGAGCUGCACACAGACUUCAAGAGUCCCAUUGACCAGGGGAACCCGGCGAGGGCACGAGAGCGAUUGAAAAACAUUGAGCGGAUUUGCUGCCUCCUGAGAAAGCUCGUGGUCCCUGAAUACUCUAUCCAUGGGCUCUUCUGCCUCAUGUUCCUGUGUGCAGCCGAGUGGGUCACCCUGGGCCUCAACAUCCCUCUGCUCUUUUACCACCUCUGGAGGUACUUCCACCGCCCGGCAGACGGGUCCGAGGUGAUGUACGAUGCUGUCUCCAUCAUGAACGCCGACAUCCUCAACUACUGCCAGAAGGAGUCAUGGUGCAAACUAGCCUUCUAUCUGCUGUCCUUCUUCUACUACUUGUACAGUAUGGUUUAUACUUUGGUGAGUUUCUAA
Molecule: messenger RNA, 483 nt
Organism: Emys orbicularis (European pond turtle)
Lineage: Eukaryota; Metazoa; Chordata; Testudines; Emydidae
Gene: CNIH2
Product: cornichon family AMPA receptor auxiliary protein 2
Exons: 6
Coding region: 1-483 (160 amino acids)
Biological process (GO): endoplasmic reticulum to Golgi vesicle-mediated transport; regulation of AMPA receptor activity
Cellular component (GO): endoplasmic reticulum membrane; synapse; COPII-coated ER to Golgi transport vesicle
Source: RefSeq, a predicted model, not a curated record